CUGCUUCUUCCUUAGAGGAUUUUAUUCCCUGAACAACUCAGCACUUGUAGCUUCUGCCUAUUCUGAUUACAGCAUGGGUGUAGACUCGUGCAGUUGUGGAUAAUAUUGUGGCCACUCCCCAUCGACCGGUCUGUCCAAUGAGGGUCCUUUCUGCAGGCUGCCAUUUGCAGUUUCAAUAGUACCAUAGUGUUGCCUGGCAACCAGAACUGGCACAUUUCGGGGUGGAUCUAUGUAGAUGGCAGCAGCUGUAAUUCACUUCAGAAGAGAGUGAGAGAGAGAGAGAACGUGAAGGUACAGAAUUUGAGGGAGAAGAGAGUUUAAUGUCAGAGAGGAGGAAAAGGGGGAGAGUAACGGGGUCAGACACAGGGAGGGAGUGAUAGAGGUAGAGGAGUCACCAUCUCUUGCGUUCAUCGAGAAAGUUUGCUUCUGCGACCAAAGAGGAGGAGGAGAGGGAGGAGAAAAAAGAGGCCCAUUGCUAAGCCUGAUUGAGACAGUGUCUAUCAGAGCAGAGAGACAUGUGUGAUGUAUGAAGGAUUAGUCCUCAGUGCUUCUGUACUCCCACAGACUCCAGUAUCUUCUGGAGCGGUGGAUCUAUAGCCAUGCCUCCCCACAGACUCCCAGCCUGACACGCGCUCUGGAGGGACGGGAACAGAGGACAGCCUGAGUGACCUGGAUACGAGCUGAGCAGAGUUGAUGCAGUCUACAGUGUACAAGUUAUUUUAAGUAGAUCCUGACUUCAACUUGGUCUGAGUUGAUCAAAACAGAUCCAAAUAGAUGUUGGUCUGGAUACUGAUCUAAGACUGGUUUAGAUGCACCUGGUUCUCAUCUGGUUUGGUGUUUGUUGAGACACACGUCCAGAACGGUUUUAACCUGGGGAGUUCCAUAGAAGCGCUGUAGUGCUCCAGAGAAGUUUACCGGAUCUGGAUUCACACAUUGAACACCUGGGCAAUGUUCAAUACCUGUGGUGCCAUGAUGUUUACUGGAUCUGCUAACAUGAACAUACCACACCUGGCACCAUGGACUAACCAGCGCUGUCUCCUUAUCGUGGCCCCCUGUUGAUCUUCUGGAGCAGAAGGAGCAGAAAAAUGUGGAAAUUUAAGGCAUUCUGUAUGGAUUAUUGGCAUGUGUUGUGUCUACAUCCUCACAAUACGUUUCAUAAGAGUGUGGAGGGGGAUGCACGGCCCAGUGAGAGCGACGGUGGAGCCAGCUACAGGGGCCCAGUGAUCAGCCCAGACCGCUUCGAGGGCCCCCUCUACGGCCACGGAGUGCAGCCCGGCCCCCAGCGGCCCCCCCGCAGGCCCAAGCUCCAGCACUCCCAGUCCAUCCUCCGCAAGCAGGCCGAGGAAGAGGCCAUCAAACGCUCCCGCUCACACUCAGAGGGCUAUGAGCUGUCGGCUGACCUCCAGGACAAACAGGUGGAGAUGCUGGAGCGUAAAUAUGGAGGACGCUUCAUAACCCGGCAUGCGGCCCGAACCAUCCAAACAGCCUUCCGUCAGUACCAGAUGAACAAAAACUUUGAACGUCUCAGGAGUUGUAUGUCUGAGAACCGCAUGUCCCGACGCAUCGUCUUGUCCAAUAUGAGGAUGCAGUUCUCCUUCGAGGGCCCUGAGAAAGUCCACAGCUCCUACUUUGAGGGGAAACAAGUGUCCCUGACAGACGACGGCACCCCCCUGGCCUUGGUACAGUCCGAGUGUGGGGACCUGGAGGUCCACCACCAGGCCAACAUGGCGUCUCACCCGGCCUCCCAGAACCACCUAACGGAUGCCAUCACAGAGCUGGAGGACGCCUUCUCCAGGCAGGUCAAGUCUCUGGCCGAGUCCAUCGACGACGCCUUGAACUGCCGCAGCCUGCAGGGCGACGAGGGUCAUGACCCAGAGGGCUGCCCCGAGGUGGAGAGGGAGGUGGCCUAUCAGGUGAAGCCUCACCGCGGGGCGACGGGACGCAAGCGAGAGGACAUGAUGGCAUCCUACAGCGAUGUGACUCUGUUUAUUGACGAGGAGGAACUGUCUCCCUCCAUGGGGCUGUCGCGGGGGUCUGGUGACCAGCCCUCCAGCAUUGAGUCAGACCUCCGCCUGCGCUCGGCCAACUCCUCCCAGGACUACUGGCCACUGGACCCCAAGGAUGAGGAGCGUGACACGGACACCAGCUGUCGCAGCACUCCCUCCCUGGAGUGUCAGGAACAGAGGCUCCACCUCCCCCUGCUGACCAUCGAGCCGCCCAGCGACAGCUCCGCCGAACACAGCGACCGCUCUGACCGCAGCUCCAUCAAACGUCCUCCUGUCUACGAGUCUCACGGGGGAGGGCACAUCGUGGCAUCCUCCCAGGCCAGCCCCAAACACAUCUCUCAUGGCCCGCCCCCACGAGGGCCCUCCCGGGACGACGAGGCUCCCCUUCGUCACCGCCACAGGGCGCUGGAGAGCCACCUGGCCAUCAACGGCUCGGCCAACCGGCAGAGCAAGUCUGAGUCUGACUUUUCGGAUGGGGACAACGACAGCAUCAACAGCACGUCUAACUCCAACGACACCAUCAACUGCAGCUCUGAGUCGUCGUCCCGGGACAGCCUGAGGGAACAGACACUCAGCAAGCAGACGUACCACAAAGAGACACGCAACAGCUGGGACUCACCGGUCUUCAGCAACGAUGUGAUCCGCAAGAGGCACUAUCGCAUCGGCCUGAACCUCUUCAACAAGAAGCCAGAAAAGGGUGUCCAGUACCUGACUGAGAGAGGGUUCGUCCCAGACACGCCUGUGGGUGUGGCUCACUUCCUGCUUCAGAGAAAGGGCCUGAGCAGGCAGAUGAUUGGAGAGUUCCUGGGCAACCGGCAGAAACAGUUCAACAGAGACGUCCUGGACUGUGUGGUAGAUGAGAUGGAUUUCUCGUCGAUGGAGCUUGACGAGGCACUGAGGAAGUUCCAGAAUCACAUACGGGUCCAGGGAGAGGCCCAGAAGGUGGAGCGCCUCAUUGAAGCCUACAGUCAGCGCUACUGUAUCUGUAACCCCACGGUGGUGCGCCAGUUCCGGAACCCUGACACCAUCUUCAUCCUGGCUUUCGCCAUCAUCCUCCUCAACACGGAUAUGUACAGCCCCAACGUCAAGCCAGAGAGGAAGAUGAAGCUGGAGGACUUCGUUAAGAAUCUCAGAGGGGUGGACGAUGGGGAGGACAUCCCCAGGGAGACUCUGGUAGGAAUCUAUGAGAGGAUCAGGAAGAGGGAGCUGAAGACCAACGAGGACCAUGUGUCUCAAGUCCAGAAGGUGGAGAAACUCAUAGUGGGAAACAAAAAACCGAUUGGAUCUCUCCACCACGGUCUAGGAUGUGUCCUGUCCCUGCCCCAUCGCAGGCUGGUCUGCUACUGCCGGCUGUUUGAAGUGCCGGACCCCAACAAGCUCCAGAAGCUGGGCCUGCACCAGCGGGAGAUCUUCCUGUUUAAUGAUCUUCUGGUGGUGACAAAGAUUUUCCAGAAGAAGAAGAACUCUGUGACAUACAGCUUCAGGCAGUCUUUCUCUCUGUAUGGGAUGCAGGUUCUGAUGUUUGAGAACCAGCAUUACGGGAAUGGAAUCAAGCUUACAUCAGCCAUACCAGGUGCCGACAUCAAAGUCCUCAUCAACUUUAACGCGCCCAACCCCCAGGACCGCAAGAAGUUUACUGACGACCUGCGAGAGUCCAUCGCCGAGGUCCAGGAAAUGGAGAAAUACAGGAUAGAGUCUGAGCUGGAGAAGCAGAAAGGGGUGGUGAGGCCCAGUAUGUCCCAGAGCUCUGGGCUGAAGAAGGAGGCUGGCAACGGCAACAUGAACCGUGCCAGUCUGGACGACACCUACACCAUGGGCGAGGGCCUGAAGAGGAGCGCCCUCAGCAGCUCCCUCCGCGACCUCUCCGAAGCAGGCAAGCGUGGGCGCCGCAGCAGUGCAGGAUCACUAGACAGCAAUAUGGAAGGGUCCAUCAUUAGCAGCCCCCACACACGCCGGAGAGCCACAACCCCCCGAAGUGAGGGCCCGCCUCGGGGCCACCCCACCAUCCCCAACUCCUCCUCCCUCCUCGGGUCGCUCUUCGGCAGCAAGCGGGCAAAGCCUUCAUCCCAGAGCCAUCCUCCUCUUCCUCCACCCGGUCACCCCACCCUCAUCUCCCACACGCCCCAUCCGUCCAACCUCCACCACACAGCCCAGCAGGUAGCCCAGGCCCAGCUCCACCACUCCCAGUACUGCCAGCAGAACCCCCCUCCCUACCACCACCAGCACCACUACCACCCCCCGCCCCACACACAGUACCACCAGCACCCGGCAGCAUACGCAUCCUCCUCCCACUCACACCAACACCCGCUUGUACCACAGCACAGUCACAGCACCCACGGCCAUCAUGCCUCACACUCCCAGCAUGCCCUUCACCACCACAGUCAGCAGCAGAGCCCGGCACCCGGCGGGUCCAAACCCAAGCACAGUGGCAUCAGCACCGUGGUGUGACGAGAGAGAGAGAGAGAGAGAGAGAGAGAGAGAGAGAGAGAGAGAGAGAGAGAGAGAGAG
This is a messenger RNA of Salvelinus fontinalis (brook trout), 4514 nucleotides long. RefSeq names its product IQ motif and SEC7 domain-containing protein 1-like. Lineage: Eukaryota; Metazoa; Chordata; Actinopteri; Salmoniformes; Salmonidae. The transcript is spliced from 14 exons. Gene Ontology annotation, biological process: regulation of ARF protein signal transduction; actin cytoskeleton organization. The coding region runs from base 1086 to 4454 and encodes 1122 amino acids. Gene Ontology annotation, molecular function: guanyl-nucleotide exchange factor activity; protein binding. The record is from RefSeq and is a predicted model, not a curated record.